Messenger RNA from Prorocentrum cordatum, 762 nucleotides. NCBI's taxonomy places the organism in Eukaryota, Dinophyceae, Prorocentrales, Prorocentraceae. The record is from the annotation of a GenBank genome assembly.
GAUCGCUUCUUUCGACCACAGGCACCAACAUGUUCAGUUUCACGCACUUGCGAAUGGCGCACGAGGCUGCUCCCGAGUGGGCGCGUUCGAUCUUGGCGUCAGUCACGGGCAUCGAUGCAAAGCUCUCCUCGUUCCAGAUCGAGAUCACAGCUUCAGUCACGGAGAUGCGCUCGGACUACAGCCAGCUGGCGGCGAGGAUGGACAUUCUUGAGGCCAGUAUGGAACAAUACCAGUCGAGCGAGGAUGCGAUGGCCGACAUGUCCGCCGAGGCGGAGCGACAGGUCAGGAUGCAGAAGCUCGAGUCCAUGGUGCAGAAGAUGGAGAGCCAGCUCAAUGACGCGCCGGCCGAUGCGUUCGACCUCAAUCGGAAGGCGAUCUUCGAGUUCAAUUCCGCAUCAGCAGCUUCCGAUUUUCUCAGCAACUUCCAGAAGAUCGAGGGCGAGCUUCAGUUCCCUGAUCCGAAGGGCGGAUACUUCGUGCUCAAAGUUCGUAGAGACCUCAAGGUCAAGGAUCGUCGGUUGUUUCUCGCGAUGGGCAAGCUCAGACAGAAGUUGGAGGCACUGCUCAAUGGCAGGUUCACGGUUGGCUCGAACGGACUCGGUGGCGACGUCUACAUAUUGCGCGGCGAGGAGGACCCCGUACAAUGUUCCCGCGUUUCAGUACUCGAGGGUGCGAAUGAUGUCCAUGUCGAGUUCACUGACUCCACGCUGACGGAGUUUGGCAUCCUGGCGGACAAAAGGCAGCUUGAUGGAAGCGGCACAA